AUGAAACAUCUUCUUGCUUCUCUGUGUCUACUGGGACCUCUAUUACGUGCCUUGAUUCAAUGCACUGUCCAAGCCUCAGAGUUUAAACUGGAGGGAAAUUAUUUGAUAGGUGGACUUUUUGAUAUUCAUCAUGCCGCUGCUCCUGUUUAUCACGACAGACCAGAAGCCAUCGCCUGCUCAGGUAAACCCUUUAUUCUGUCAAGUUAUCGGCGGUUUCAGAUGAUGAGAUUCUCUGUAGAGGAAAUCAAUAACUCUACCAGCCUACUGCCAAAUGUAUCUCUUGGCUAUGAGAUAUUUGACCACUGCUCAGAAACAGAAAAUUUCCCAGGAAUUUUCAACCUCAUCUCGAUCAAUGGCUUGAUCCAACCUUGGCGGGAACCAGGCAAGAAUCUGUCCAAUGUAUCCAAAAUGAUAGCAGUGGUUGGUCCUUUCUCAAGCACUGACACCCUGACUGUUGCUCCACUAUUCAUGACAAAUCUUUUUCCUCUUGUCAGUUAUGGAGCUGCUAGCUCUGUCUUAUCAAGAAAACAGAAUUUUCCCUCUUUCCUACGAACAGUGCAUCCUAAUAAGGACGUCAUAGAAGUGAUUGUUAACAUCAUACUGCACUUCAACUGGCGCUGGGUUGCUUUUCUUAAUAGCAAUAAUGAUUUUGGCUCUGAUGGCCUGGAAUUGUUCACGGAGAGGAUUAAGGAUACUGAGAUCUGCCUGGCAUACACCAAAGGUCUCAACGACAAUACAAACUACUCCCAAGUGUUCAAACAGCUAGAGGCACAGAAGAUACAUACCAUUAUUGUUUUUGCUCCUGAAUUGACUGCUGAAGCUCUCAUUGAGUCAGCAAUACAACUGAAUAUCACAAACAAGGUGUGGAUAGCAGGAGAUACCUGGUCCUUAAAUGAGAAGCUCCCCAAGGAGAAAGGAAUCCAAAAUAUUGGAACUGUACUUGGGGUGUCUCAGCCAGUAGUGAAAAUACCUGGUUUCAGUGAUUUUAUCCAUUCUACUAAAAGCCAAAGUCAUUGUGGAAAUACAGAACAAAAUAUGUUUUGUAAUCAGGAUUGCAACUGCAGUAGCACGAGUCCAGAAGAUGUCAUUUCUACAGACCCAUCUUUCUCUUUUCCUGUUUAUUCUGCCGUAUAUGCUGUCGCUAAUGCCUUACACAAAGUCUUGCAAUGUGGAGCUGGUAAAUGUAAUGGCAAUACCACCGUGUACCCACACAUGGUCCUAGCAGAGCUGAAGAAGUCAAACUUUAUGCUUUUAAAUCAAAGUAUUCAGUUUGAUGAGAAUGGUGACCCUAAGUUCGGCUCCUAUUCUGUAGUUUUCUGGAACCACAAUGGAGAUAUAGAGGAGGUCGGCUUUUAUAAAUUUUACCCAUCAGCCCAUUUUUUCAUCAACAACACAAAAAUUCAGUGGUACACCAACGGAGAAGUGCCUACUUCACUGUGUUCCCCAGAAUGUCCUGUAGGACAUGCAAAAAAGCAAGAUGGUAUCCACAAAUGCUGCUUCACUUGUGAAAUCUGUCCAAAUGGAACUUACAUCAACAGCACAGAGGAUCCCUACAAAUGCAUCAACUGUAAGGAGACAGAAUGGUCUGCAGAAGGAAGCACAUCAUGCAAUCUGCGGGUGGUGGAGUACAUCCCAUUCACAGACACCGGGGCUAUACUGAUCAUGGUCGGGGCCUGGGUCAUGGUGGGACUCACACUAGCUGUGUCUGUUCUCUUUACCUUCAACUACCACACUCCUGUUGUCAGAUCUGCUGGGGGACCAAUGUGCUUCUUAAUUUUAGGCUGCCUCAGUCUGUGUACUCCAAGUGUGUUCUUUUACUUUGAUAAGCCAUCAGUUUCUCUUUGUAUCUUAAGGUUCUUACCAUUCAUUCUGUUCUACACUGUUUGUCUGGCAUGUUUUGCUGUGCGCUCUUUUCAAAUUGUUUGCAUUUUCAAAAUAGCUGCCAAGUUCCCCAAGCUCCACAGUUGGUGGAUGAAAUAUCACGGACAAUGGCUGGUCAUCACUGGGGCUUUUGUUUCUCAGGCACUCUUACUUCUUAUUGGCUGUUUUUAUGCUCCCCCAAAGCCUUACAAUGAAAUAUUGUGGUACCCAGACAAAAUCAUACUUAGCUGUGACAUCAGUCUGAAAGCAAACACUGCUUCUGUACUUUUACUUGUAUUUUUGUGCUUUCUUUGCUUUAUUUUCUCCUACAUGGGAAAAGACCUCCCAAAAAAUUACAAUGAGGCCAAAGCAAUAACGUUCUGCCUGCUCCUGCUGAUCCUCACCUGGAUCAUCUUUGCCACUAUAUAUAUGCUUUACCGUGGAAAGUACAUCCAAACUCUUAACUCUCUGGCAGUUCUCUCCAGUCUCUACUCCUUCCUGUUGUGGUAUUUCCUCCCAAAAUGCUACAUCAUCAUUUUUCAACCCUACAAAAACACACAGCAGUACUUCCAAGGUCUCAUUCAGAAUUAUACCAGAACAAUUAGCCAGUAGCUGCUCCCAGUAAAUAAGCGUCUCUUUAGACAGAAAAUCUGGGAUGCUUCAGUCCUACUACUAAUGAUUCUACUUAACUUGUAACUUAAAUCUUUGUGAUUUUUUUCCAGGAGUUGGAAGGAAUUAUACUAAAAAAAAAAAAAAAAAAAAAAAAUCUUGUAAUGGGCUGAAAUAAGACACUAUUGUAUUGAUUGUAAUACAAAUUAUGGUAUGUCACUACUGUAGGCUCAUAUUUGACAAAUAUGAGAGCAGCAUUAAUCAUCUCACCUAACACAGCAAUAAGGCAUAUAAGUGCACAGUUGUGAUUGUUUCCUUUCAAAUAAUUAAGGCCAAUAAUUUAGCAAAUAGGUAAAGUUAGAAUUGUAUAACCUUUCAUGUGAAAACUUUCUGGUGUUGUAAAGUAUUAAAUCCUCCUGACUGUAUACAGUAAAAACACUCUCGUUUGGAAAAUAAAUCUGAGCACUCAGUUGUAUCAAAACCUACACUCAGAAAUGUACCUACAUGUGAGAAACAAUUAUUAUACUUGCAUUUUUGUACUUGAUUUACUAAAUCCAAGAGGAUAUGUCUUGUAAUGUUGUUAGCAUAUUAAUUAAAACAUAUCCAACUGUAAGAUUCAAUGUACAAUAUACUUUAA
This is a messenger RNA of Toxotes jaculatrix (banded archerfish), 3106 nucleotides long. RefSeq names its product taste receptor type 1 member 1-like. Gene Ontology annotation, biological process: G protein-coupled receptor signaling pathway. Gene Ontology annotation, cellular component: membrane. The coding region runs from base 1 to 2472 and encodes 823 amino acids. Lineage: Eukaryota; Metazoa; Chordata; Actinopteri; Toxotidae. Gene Ontology annotation, molecular function: G protein-coupled receptor activity. The transcript is spliced from 6 exons. The record is from RefSeq and is a predicted model, not a curated record.